Pogona vitticeps (central bearded dragon) is the source of this 1130-nucleotide messenger RNA. NCBI's taxonomy places the organism in Eukaryota, Metazoa, Chordata, Lepidosauria, Squamata, Agamidae. The record is from RefSeq and is a predicted model, not a curated record.
GUCCCAUGCCUUUAUCCCAGGGACCAGGGCCACUCUCCUAUGCAGUGUUUGAUGGACCCUCCACCCAGCCUCCACUCGUUUUUCUGCACGGCCUCUUUGGAAGUAAAGCCAACUUCACCUCCUUGGCUAAAAAGCUGGUGCUUCAGACCAGGCGCAAGGUGCUGACGGUAGACGCCCGUAACCAUGGCGACAGCCCCCACAGCCCACUCAUGACCUACGAGGCCAUGAGCGCUGACGUCCACCUCCUCCUGCACCAGCUGCAGCUCAACAGGUGCAUCUUGGUCGGGCACAGCAUGGGCGGCAAGACGGCCAUGUCCUUCACACUCCGAUGGCCGGAGCUGGUGGAGGGCCUGGUGUGUGUCGACAUCAGUCCCAGUGAGACGACCGGCGUCACCAGCUUCCAACAUUUUGUGGCUGCCCUAAAGGCGGUGGAGGUUCCCCGGGGCAUUCCUCGUUCCACCGCGCGCCGUCUGGCCGAAGACCAGCUGCGGGCGACCAUUCAGGAGCCCGCCAUCCGCCAGUUUCUGCUCACCAACCUUGUGUACACUGAAGACAGGUUUGUGUGGCGGGUGAACCUGGAGGCCAUCUCCCGACAUCUGAAGGAUCUCAUGGGUUUUCCUGACUUCCGGACCUCCUAUCCGGGGCCUACUCUCUUCCUCGGGGGCUCCAACUCUGGCUACAUCAGCUCCGAUGACUACCCUGAAAUUGAACGGCUUUUCCCACAAGCAGAAAUCCAGUACAUCCCCGAUGCAGGACACUGGGUUCACGCGGACCAACCCCAGCAGUUUCUGGCCGCCGUUUGCAGCUUCCUGGAGCGUCCCCCCUUAUAGAAUCUCUGGAUGGGUUCCUUACAGAUUGACCUUCCCGAACAAGAUGGGGCAGGAGCAUCUCCUUGCCGGUCAGAAGACUUCUCUGCAGGCCGGUGGUCUCCGGUGCCCUGUGGACAGCUGGGCUUCUCCAUUCCCUGGUUGCCAGCUGAGAUAUUUGCAUGUUCUCCCUCCCUGUUCCCAGGAGGCGUGAGCAGAGUCACUCCUGCAGAGGGAACCCCACCGUGGCGACUGACUUGUCCUUCCCUCCUGUUAACUUUUGCACCUGUACAGUAUUUAAUAUUAAACAUGAUGGCGUUUUGA